Ooceraea biroi (clonal raider ant) is the source of this 2630-nucleotide messenger RNA. Its product is annotated as transmembrane protein 184C. NCBI's taxonomy places the organism in Eukaryota, Metazoa, Arthropoda, Insecta, Hymenoptera, Formicidae. The record is from RefSeq and is a predicted model, not a curated record.
GUGGCCGCUCUCAGGUUUCUCUCUGGCGCUACCGAUCGCGCCGCCUCUUCCGCGGGAGGCCAUCUUCCGCUUCUAAUGGCCGUGCGCCAUAUAUCGCAAGAUGUCAACCUGCUGCUCGCGAUAAAGAGUGUGUGCGUGCUUUCUCGACGCGACCGCGACGCAGUCGCGAUCAAACCGGCAGGGGAUCUCGGCCGGUGACGUUUGCGCAGUCCGAGCACUGGUAACGAUUCAUCCGUCGUGGCGAAACACGUCGCGGUGUCCUGUGUGCAGGAGCCACAACGGAGUUUUGUGAUGGCUUCGAUUUGCCGACGCUGGAGAUUAUGGAUAUUGCCCGUGUUGACCUGCCUGUACGCGCUGCUCAUUGUCAUAAUUGUACCAAUCCUGCUAGUCAAUUCCAUUAAGAAUGGUUUCAAGAAGCAGGACCAGGCCGCCUUGGUGGGUGGUGCUUUCGUCCUGCUGGCGUUGCCUAUUGCCUUCUACGAAAUUGUUCAGCACAUGAUAUACUACACGCAGCCUAGGCUACAGAAGUACAUAAUAAGGAUAUUAUGGAUGGUGCCCAUCUACGCGGUGAAUGCUUGGCUAGGUUUGGUGUAUCCGGAGGGCAGUAUAUACGUGGAUAGCUUGAGGGAAUGUUACGAAGCAUAUGUGAUAUACAAUUUCAUGAUGUACCUAUUGGCCUACUUGAACGCCGAUCAUCAGCUGGAGCACAGGCUGGAAAUCUCUCCCCAAGUGCAUCACAUAUUUCCUCUGUGCUGCCUGCCCGAUUGGGAGAUGGGCAGAGAAUUUGUACAUAUGUGCAAGCAUGGGAUUUUGCAGUAUACAGCUGUUAGGCCUAUAUCGACUUUAGUAUCGUUCAUCUGCGAACUGAAUGGAGUCUAUGGGGAGGGUGAGUUUAGGGAGGACGUCGCUUUCCCGUACAUGAUCACCCUGAACAAUCUGUCGCAGUUCGUCGCCAUGUAUUGCCUGGUACUCUUUUACCAUGCCAAUGCGGAGGCCCUGCAGCCAAUGAAGCCAAUCAGAAAGUUUCUCUGUAUCAAGGCUGUGGUGUUCUUCUCGUUCUCUCAAGGCGUGAUAAUAGCUAUAUUGGUGUACCUCAACGUUAUAUCGAGCAUUUUCAAUACCGACGAUACGGACGACAUCAGAAAUAUAUCGUCGAAACUGCAGGAUUUCUUAAUUUGCAUAGAGAUGUUUUUAGCAGCGGUGGCGCAUCAUUACAGCUUCUCCUACAAGCCAUUCGUCAAUUCGGCGGAGGGUCAAGCGUGGUGGGACGCAUUUAGAGCAAUGUGGGAUGUUUCCGACGUGCACAACGACAUAAAGGAGCACCUGGGCGUCGUCGGCUCGUCCCUGAGCCGUAGAAUACGAGGGCGCGGCGCGUAUCAGCAGGCCUGGGGAAGCGCGACCGAGCGUACGUCGCUGCUGCCCCAGGUCGCGGUGAUAAAUCAAGCGAAAAGCGCGCCCACCUGCUCGUUCUCGGGCUACCACACGGCCGAGGCCGGACUCAACAAUAAUCCGUCCGUCGGGGAGUCCGAGGAGGCGGCCGCGGACACGCAGGAUAACGGUAAUACCGUUAAUACGUAGCCGAUACGCAGCCGAGUCCAUCCGAGGGCGACGCUCGACCGGUCGGCUGCGCGGAGCCGGUGUAUUUUAGCGGAAGUUACUCUUUAGUAUUAUUUCUAAGCGAAAAAAAAGUAUAUAGUUUUACAACAGUGUUCUCCGGCGUUACUGUACAAAUCAUCAUCAUCGUCAUCACUCGUUGCCACAUCGCGCAUCGAGACACUACGUGCAACUACGUCCCACCGCGUCCGCGGGGUGUCCUUUUUCUAAUCGUGCGAUCGCAGUGAUUCGGGACCGGACUCUCGUCCGGCGAAAUGGACGGAACGAUUUUUUGCAUCGUAUACGUAUAUUCUUAUAUCUAAGUAGGCUUCGAGUUAAAAUGCCAUUAGAAUAAAAUUCAAAUAAAUUAAAAUUACAUUAAUCAAAUGAAGCACCACACGAUUCUCUCGUCUAUUCUUCUCUGCCGAGAGGGGCGAUCUCGAAUCGAGACCGAGAGAGAGAGAGAUCCGCGGCGAAGAGGACAUCCAGCAGACUUGGGACACUUGGUCUAACGCGCGUCUUACGACUUAAGCAAUUUGAUACAAUGAGCGGGAAUUCGGGGGAGGGGGGAAACGUGAAUUGCUUGCUACAUACCUGCUUUGCGAGAAACGUUCUUGGAUUUUACGUUACCAAUGAUGUACUACCAAAUAAUGUAUAUACGUACCACGCGCGCGCGCGCUCACGCACGUCAAAAUACGUAGGAAAUGUGAUCCGUGCGAUAAUAUUGUAUAUAUACUUCAACGACCAAUACGUCACGCGUUUUAUCGCAUACAUCCGGCCGAGAUGUGUCCAUUCUUUUUUUUUUUUCGAUAAAAGGUCACGGGCAGGAGUCACGUGAGCCGUUACUAAUCGCCAUAUCAAGGUGUUAGGCGUUCAGAACCUUCCACAAUACUUUCUUGCUUUGUAUGUAUACACGCGAAUGUAUAAUCCGCACCACACACGUUUAUAUUUAUAAUUUAAAAAAAAUUAUUUUACGAUUACGGUAUAUCAGGAAUAAAGACUGUGACGUGCUUAUUACACGUCGACUUCAAUCUUAA